Messenger RNA from Volvox carteri f. nagariensis, 3396 nucleotides. RefSeq lists its product as uncharacterized. The transcript has 8 exons. The record is from RefSeq and is a predicted model, not a curated record. NCBI's taxonomy places the organism in Eukaryota, Viridiplantae, Chlorophyta, Chlorophyceae, Chlamydomonadales, Volvocaceae. Gene Ontology annotation, cellular component: nucleus. The coding region runs from base 1 to 3396 and encodes 1131 amino acids. Gene Ontology annotation, molecular function: DNA binding.
AUGGCUGACGUCUUCAGCACAUCCUUUGCCGCGGAGUCGCAUACAGCUUGGGCUGCAAGCCAGUACGCAUGGGACCCAUCGCAACUGCAAGCUUUGCCGCUGGCUGCAAGCCCAGCUUCGGGAUCUACUGGAGCUGCUUCAGAGCAUCUCUCAGAAGGCCCUUGCAGCAGCGCCGGCGCGCAGCGUGACCAGAGCUUAGGACCAGUCCCCGUGGGCUGGCAGGAAUCCACACGCGCAGGCGCUGGCGGUGGAAAUGCUGGCGGCAAGGAACUGAAGGGCGCUCAUACCAGAGCCCCUAAGGGGCCCUUGGUCUGCCAGGUUGAAGGCUGCGGUCAUGAUCUUUCGCUGGAGAAAGGCUAUUACCAGCGCUAUCGGGUCUGCGAGCCACAUAUGAAGCUACUGAGCUUGGUGGUGAAUGGGAAGGCGUGCCGUUUCUGCCAGCAGUGCGGCCGCUUCCAGGAGUUGACGGAAUUCGACGGUAACAAGAGGAGCUGCCGGGCGCGCUUACUGCAGCACAAUGCAAGACGCCGAAAGAGAGACCCCCUCGAGACUUCAAGGAAGGAUGUAUCCGGCUCGCGGAGGAGCAAAACGCAUCACCCCUGGUCGGACAGCAGUAACGACGCUGAUAUGGGUCACGGCAGCGGCGAUCUCAGCAUCGGCAUGAAUGAUAAGGUCAUGACGAAUUACAGCGCGGAGAGCGGGGUCGACCAGGGUAUUAAGGUUCGGAUGGGCGCCGCACCGGUGUCCUCAGGCGGCAUGACGACCUGGAACGUCGGCAUAAAUGGAGCAGUCGAAACGCCAGCAGGUGUCAACCAGUUCCAGGCGAUGCUACAGCCGCCGCUGGCGGUCCACAUGCACUCAGGAGCAGUCGAUGCCGACCUCGCCCGUUGCUUUUCGGGCGGGACCGAUGUGGGGGAUGCACUAGACGAAAUGCUGGACGGCAUCCUGAACAGCAAGACGGACUAUUUGGAGGACCCGCGCGCAGCUCUGCAGGCUCCCGGAGCUGUUGCACUGCCCAUCCUGGGUGGGGCGUUUGGCGCUGCUGGCUCUGGACUUGCGUCGGGUCCGGUGUCUGGCGGCUCUUUGAUGUCUGGCCCCGAGGUUAAGCCUCCGCAGCUUGGGAUGAUGAGCCUGGCCAUGAACAGCAGCCCACCGCUAAACAGCAACAAUGCACCGGGCCGGGGCUUUGGUGGCCAUUGGGGCACGGCUAACAUGGGGAACACCGUUAGCAUGCCUGAGGUCAUGAGCGGCAGCAUGCAGUUGAAUAGCAGCAUGGGCCAUGCGGCCGUCGGCAUGAAUGGAAUUGCUAGUGGCAUGAGCGGUAUGGCCAGCGGCAUGGCUACCAGCGGUCCUCUCGUGGCCCCCCCGGCCAAUGCCGCUACCCCGGCGUCAUCCAGCUUCGACCUGGCUCGUCGCCUGGUGGCUAGUGGUGGUGCCGCUGCACAGUAUCAGAGCGAGGACCUGCUGGUGCGUGUAAGCAUCAAGAUUGCAAAUUGCACACCGGACCAGCUUCCUGUGGAUCUCUACCAGCGCCUCAGAAACCUGCUCAACACGGCCGACGCGUCGCUGGUGCAGGGCUUCUUGCGGCCGGGCUGCACGCAUCUUGUGCUGGACGUGCAGGUCGACAGGAGCGCGCGGGGUAAUGCUGGCCUGGACGGCUUUGGUGAUGACGGCACGGGAAGCGUCACCAUUCCGGGCCUGGCUGUGUCUGCAAUGGACGUGCGGAAGGUCCUGGGACCGGUAGUGAGCCGCAGCGCGCUGCUGGUUCAGAUGGAAAACGAGGUGGCGAUGUGGCCGGCGGGUGCACCCAUGGGCGCGAAGCCGCAUCAUAGUGCUUGCGUAGCUGAUUUGCAGGCAUCGGGGCAGCUGCCCGUUAUCCAGCACGUGAGCCCUGCGGCAUACAUCGACGGGGCAGGCCGUGCAGCGCUGCUCGUCUUCGGUGUGGGGUUGUGCACGCCAGGAGUCGAGCUGUGUGCGCGGAUCCAGGGUGGCUACGUACCGCUCACGGUCAAGCGACUGAUAGAGGCUGGACAGGUGUCCGUGGCUGCUGCUGCUGACCCCAAAAUGGCGGUGGCAACCGCCCGUGCGAUGUUGUACGCCAAGGCAUUGGAGCGAGCUGGCCGCAAAUGUGAAGACAUUCUACUGGUGUUUGUGGAGCAGGCUCCGGGAACUGGUCUGCUAUUCCUCGAGGCGCAGACGGGUCCCCUGCUUGGGAACUGGAGACCAUGUGUGCUCUCAACCGACGCGGUGAUUGCAGCCGAGCUUUCGCUUUGUGCAGGCCGGGCGGUGCGGGCCGGAGCAGCUGCUAUGGCGUCACUUGAGGCGUUUGUCCUGGAUCUUGGACGUGUGUUGGACAAGAGAAGCUACACAACGGUUGUGCCGCGCAGCCAAAGUGCGGUCACAACCGAGGAUAGGCUUGCGUGCGUGGACGAAGCUGAGGAGUGUGCUAUUGACUUGCCGAAGGCACAGGACAGCGCCGAUGAUGGGCAGGAAUUUAGCGAGGCGACGUUGGCAUUGGUGUGCUGCUGUGAGCGGUUGUUGGCAACAGCCACGGACUUCAGUAUGGCGCGCGUGAGCACCUUCCUCGCGGGUGCACUGUGGCAAUAUGGUCAAGAUGUGCAGGCGAUCCUAGAGGCGCCAUACGCUGAUGGCCUGGCAAUUGUCCAUCGUUGCGUGCGCUCCGGCAGCGCGGAGGUUGUCAGCGCGCUGCUCGCCUGGAUUGCAUUUUCUGGCGCGCGCAUCGACCUGGCGAAUGUGGGGGCCCUUGGCCUGAGCCCGUUGCAUUUAGCUGCCCUGGUGCCGGCAACAUGGCCGGUCCUUGCUGCUGUGCCCGCUGCACGCAAGAACUGGCGUUCCGCGCGAUCGCCACUCGACGGUGCAACGCCUCUACAUCUACAGCAAAUGCUUCUGGCGCAGCUGCCUCGGGGUGCGCUGCCGCAAGACCUGGUUGACGCGUUUGCCCCGAAGCCAAGGCCGGUGGCGGUACCAGGGAUCGCACAAGGCAGCGGGGCAAUUACGGCGAUAGAGAACACCCCUUCUGCGGUACCUGCGGCAGGCUACAGCGGACUGGCCGCUAUCGUUUCAGACGGCAACUCCAACGGUGACAAGACUCGGGGCGACUAUAGGAGGGCUCGGGGCGCGGUGGUGCUGAUGGCCAUUAUGUUUGUGGUCUCGGUGUUGGGGGCAAUGAUUCCAAAGCGGCUGUGGGCGCCCAAAGCUUCGGUCAACGGGGAGGCGGUCCCGGGCGCCGCUUCUGCGCAGCGCAUUUUCGCAGGCUGCUGCUCCACGAUGAUGUAUGUCAGCCUCCUUGGCUUGGCAAUUCAGUUUCUGCCGCUGAACAAGGCCGGGGUACUGUUGUCCCUGUUCAACCCAACGGCGACUUGUCUCGCACCAUAA